Molecule: messenger RNA, 705 nt
Organism: Trichomonas vaginalis G3
Lineage: Eukaryota; Parabasalia; Trichomonadida; Trichomonadidae
Exons: 1
Coding region: 1-705 (234 amino acids)
Source: RefSeq, a predicted model, not a curated record
AUGAAACCUCAUGAACCUAUUGGUAAGUCAGAUUAUAAGACUAAAAAACUUAUAUGCGAUCUUUUCCCACUAAUACCAAGCGCAAAUAUCAAUCAUUACAUUAAGUUUCACCCAGAAUUACAAAUUCCAGAAAUUAUUGCUCAUUUUUUAGAAAUAAAAGAGGCAACAGGGAAAGUAGAAGACAUAAAGGUAUUAGUGUAUCUAGCAGAAGCACGAACAAUUCUAAGAAUGAAAAAGAAUGAAGUUGAAAAAACACCAGAAAACGAUGAGGCCAAAAACAAAUUACGUUUACAAAUAGCUAAAUUCGAAGUUGAUCCAUCCUUACAUAAAUUUUCCACAAUUAUAUAUGAUUCAAUUUCACAAAUUAGAUUAUCAAAGAAAAGACCAAAACUUGUUCCUGAAGAGUACUUAGAUAAUAUGGCAUUUUUCAUUGCUAAUGAACUAAAAGAAGGAAACAUUUCUCUUGAUAAUAUUGAGUGGGAAAAAUAUCAAGAUACAACAAGAGAACCACUAUUACAACCUUUGUAUGCAGCAGGAUUUAUGAUAAAGACAGCAGAUCCUCUUACUUCUAUUACAAAUAUGAUAACUCAUGAUCCAAAAUUCAAAGAGCUGGUUUUCUCAUCAUUAAGAUAUUGUGGAAUAGGAGCAGCUAUCAGUCAAACAGAAACUCUCUUUUUAGUAAUGAUUGCUGCAGAUCUUGAGUAA